CACAAUGCACCGCGGCACCACGCUCCACUCCAAUGAGGUGGACCGCAGCAGGACAAGAUGGCGGUGACACCCGCAAGAAGAUCUUCUUUGUACGAUUUAGGUGUGUGGGCAGACAGGACAGCCCUCCAUGAAGCUGCCUCUCAGGGCAGAACUCUGCAGGUGAGACAGCUGAUCCAGAGUCAGGCGUCAGUCAACAUGGUGACAGUGGACAACAUCACUCCGCUGCACGAAGCCUGCUCACAAGCUCAUGUGCUGUGUGCACGAGUGCUGCUGGAAGCCGGAGCUCAGGUGGAGGUGCGUAACAUCCACGGCAGCACAGCGUUGUGUAACGCCUGUAGGGCCGGCAGUGUGGAGUGUGUCCAGCUGCUCCUGCAGUACGGAGCCAAGGUCAACCCCUCCCUCACCUCCUUGACCGCCUCCCCUCUGCACGAGGCCUGCAUUCACGGUAAGGAGGAGAUAGUCCACCUGAUGAUCGUCAGCGGGGCUCACCUGGAGGCCUACGACGUGCACCUGGGACCACCUCUGCAUGUGGCCUGUGCUCAAGGUCACCUGAAGUGUGCCAGACUUCUUCUGCUGGCAGGAGCCCAGGUGAACUCCAAGAAGUUCCACCAGACCGCCCUGCACAUCGCUGCUGGACUGCACAGGCCAGACCUGAUCCAGCUGCUGCUGGACUUCGGAGCAGACGUGCAGGCCACAGACCAGCAGGGCAAGAAAGCGCUGGACUUCACCACACCUGGCUCUCCCUCGCACACCUGCCUCAGACUGCACCAAGGUAACCCUCUGAGCCUCCAGCACCUGUGCAGAAUCUGUGUGAGGAGGCUUCUUGGCACCAGGGCUUCCAAGGUCAUAGGUCAGCUGGACGUCCCCCCCAUCAUUCAAAGCUACCUGCAGUUCUCUCUGUAGACACAAACAAUCACACUCUGAGGCAGGGGUUCUGCACCAUAGCCUGUUUUUUUUCAGCUGCAGUACUUCUCUCCACCACUGGUGGCACUCAUGACAAGGUGCAAUAAAGAGAAGCAGCCAAAGCAAGA
Messenger RNA from Nerophis ophidion (straightnose pipefish), 1031 nucleotides. Its product is annotated as ankyrin repeat and SOCS box protein 13-like. The transcript has 6 exons. Gene Ontology annotation, molecular function: protein binding. Lineage: Eukaryota; Metazoa; Chordata; Actinopteri; Syngnathiformes; Syngnathidae. The record is from RefSeq and is a predicted model, not a curated record. The coding region runs from base 58 to 903 and encodes 281 amino acids. Gene Ontology annotation, biological process: intracellular signal transduction; protein ubiquitination; positive regulation of protein catabolic process.